Messenger RNA from Thunnus maccoyii (southern bluefin tuna), 2759 nucleotides. RefSeq lists its product as uncharacterized. The record is from RefSeq and is a predicted model, not a curated record. NCBI's taxonomy places the organism in Eukaryota, Metazoa, Chordata, Actinopteri, Scombriformes, Scombridae. The transcript has 2 exons. Bases 237 to 1709 code for a protein of 490 amino acids.
UCAGCUUUUGCUUUUAUAUGAGCACAUGACUAUUGAACCCCAAUAAAAGAACGUAACACUACUUCACUUUUUACACAUCCAAAAGAAGUUCAAUCUAAACAGUUGUAUUGCCAAACUUCCUGUAACCACUAGCAGUGCUGGUUUCUCUGGUUUCAUUUACAAGGAAACGGUAACCAAAGGGGAGAUAAACCUGCUCUCACACGAACACACAGAGAUCAGACGGCAGACGACUAACGAUGAUGAAGAUGUCAGGAAGAUCUGUGAGUUGCUGUGUAGCACUGUUCCUUGUCCUCACCUCUGUGUCAGCUGUGCAAAAGCUCAAGUCAAUCAACGAUUUGAAGAAAAUCAACUUUGACUGGUCUGUGCCCAAGCACAGUCUUGUGCUGCUCCACUGGUUUGCCAACACAGUCGACAUUGACAAUAACGAUGUCAUACGGCUGACUUUUGAUCCAAACGAAGAUUAUGGCUCUCAUCAUUAUGGGAACUAUGAGGGACUGUUGGACCCACUGCCUCAAGGAAGAUACCGCUACUACACUGUUGGUAAUCUCAACCAAGACACGUCCAUACCACUUCCACAGUAUGUUCUUCAUCCCCCGACAGAGUAUGUGGGAAGAAACCUGGACCGGAUCAUAUUCAGAGUCAGGGAGCAAAACACAGGACGGCAAGCUGGGCAGACAAUAGAUCAAGUGUAUAUCACACAGCAUUAUGGAACUUCAAACGCAGGGACGAGUUAUGAUCCCGCUCAUACCUACUGGAUCACUCCUAACCUUUUAAGACAGAUUAGAGAAUUUUCUGUGGAAGAAAACCACAGGAACUCACUGUCAGAGCUCAGAGAUGACUUUGGAAGUAACAUUAAUGAUUCCCAGUUAAGGCACCUAAGAAACAUAUGGGGUAACCUUGCAUGCCUUGGACUGCUGUUGUUUAUUGUGAUUCAGGAUAAGUCCUCCAAUAACCAACAAAACAACAGAUCCCAGCGUGUGGCAAAAAGAAACGCACCUGAUGUUGUCAUCAGCAUUCCGGAAAAUAGACAAAACCAUGAUGUUGUAGUUACGGGGACCUUGCAAGAGCUCUUGCAUCAGGAUCAGAUAACACUUGAGGUGGUGACCGGCGUAAAUGGAAAAGCCAAGAUUCUGUGGAAACAUGUUACUCGACAUCGUCUUACGGAAGGUGUGAUGGUAGUGCUUUUCGAGGACAAUGAGGGCCAGGAGGCCAGCUUUUACAAAACGAUUGGGAGAAGUGAAGGCAGUUACGACACCUCAGUACCCCUGAACGAUGGCCUUCAGGCCCGGCUGCAUAAGGUGAGGAAACAGUGCUGCUUCUGGACCGGGGUGGGACAGGAGAUAUGCAGAGGUACAGAGUUUCAAAACCCAAAUGCAGUUGAUAUAACAGGCUGCCAUGCAAAACUACAACUCCUUGUAAAGGAUGGUAAGGCUUGUGCUCGCUUAUAUGUGAAAAAGUCUUUCAGAGAGUGGAGGAAAGAAUUUAACAACUCUUGGGUCGGCUUCUACACCUCUGCAGAUAAAGGCACAAAUGAAUAUGACUGGUGGCAGUGGCAGUGGGCAACUAAAUUCACACCAUCCACUGAUUUUGGGACACCCUUUUAUGAUGUCUAUGAGUAUCGCUCAGGUAUGACAAUCGCUCCAGGAGUCCAAGCACGAUUUAUACUCAGGGAUGGAAUAGUUAAAGCAUGCACUCCAAGCUGGAGGUGAUGAGGAUGAUUAGUGAUAAACUGGAGAAAAAUCAGGGCCACAACAAAAUGUAUUUUAAAGACAUCUGCUCCAUAACAAAUCUUAAAUAAUCCUUUGACAAAGGCUAUGUAGAUAUGAUUUUUAUUUCUCUUAAAGAUGCUGUUUCCAUUGUAUGUUUUGUUUUGCCUCCUUAUGUUCAAUUUUAUUGUGUACUAUUUUAGCUACUUAUUUUGUGAAUGUUGUUCAGUAAAGAUUGAUAUAGAGGUUUGACGCAAUAGUCUUGUGAUGAAAGGCCAAAUACUGUGAUUCACCCAUCUCAAAUCAUGUGUCAGGAUGGGUGGAGAGUCUUCAGGGUUUCAGAGCAACUCGACCAGUCACUCAACUUUGUCUAUACUUCGUUGGUCUAUAGAACCAGAGUAAAAACUCCCAAUGUGAUCAGCACGCGAGUGAAUAAAGCCUGCAGACUCUGACCACCAUGGCAUAUGUUGAGACAUCUGCUGUAAAUAAACCUGUUUCAACAUUUGAAUGAAUUGUAACCUGCCUGCAAAUUUACAAAGACAUCACAUAAUAUCAAAAACCUCAUGAUAGUUUGAAUAUUUAUGUAACAUGAAGAAGGGAGAUCUAAGGGAUUUGUGUUUCACCAAAAACACAGCUGGACAUAUUGAGCAUGAUAGCUGUGUUAAUAGUGUAAACUCAUCUUUUGUACAGAAAUAGCUGAACUGAAAAAUGUCUCUUACAGUAUAUCAUGCACUGAUCUGCCAUGGUCAUAAAGGCCGCAGGCUUCAUUCAUGCAACAAUGUCAUGCUUGAGCAUAUCUUAUCGAAUAAUAAUGACCCACUGUUAAUUAUUAUAUUUCUUGCAGAGAUUAUGGGGAUAUAAAUUACUCUGAUAGAUAAAUAAAACUGAUAUGAAAAUAUUGAGGGUCUGUCAAGGACAGCCAUCACUGAUAAUGUAUCGUAUGUGUCUGUAUAUAUAUUUUUUAAAAACAGGGCUGUAUUUUUCUUAUAAUUUUGUAUUUUUUUUCUAGAGUGUUGAAAAUUGUGCUUAUUAAACUGUAUUUUAUUAGUCAAA